Messenger RNA from Aphanomyces invadans, 781 nucleotides. RefSeq lists its product as hypothetical. The transcript has a single exon. Bases 10 to 582 code for a protein of 190 amino acids. Lineage: Eukaryota; Oomycota; Saprolegniomycetes; Saprolegniales; Verrucalvaceae. The record is from RefSeq and is a predicted model, not a curated record.
AUCGAGACAAUGAAGGCGGUGCAGUGCCCGAUUUGCUACGACGCGUGCUACGACCCUGUCAGGACGCGCUGCGGCCAUGCGUACUGCCGGCCAUGCCUCGUGCAGUGGACCGCGGAAGGGCAUACGUCGUGCCCGACGUGCCGUGGGUUUAUCACGGCACCCAAGGCCGACAUGGAGGUGGCAUCCUUGUCGUGGGACCGGUAUGUUGCGAUUCACUUUCUCCUGGGUCUGCAUUGGUUGAACCCGUACGGCAUUGGUCUUGGAUAUUACCUUGGCAGCCAUGGCUUCGGACUCGUGGCGCUGUUGACGCUCUUGCGGUGGAGCGACCGAUACGACGACGUGGCCACAACGUGGGACUUGCUCUUCCACGCGUUGCUCAUCCUUGUCACAGCCAGCAUCGCGAUCCAAAUGAUGUGGAGCGUCGGCAUCUACUACACCCUUGACUGGAUAGCUGUCUCGUUCUGUGUGUGUUUCAUCGCGCAACUCGCCUGGCAUCGUCUGGUGUGUCCAAUUCCGUACAACCCGUUCGAGAAGUUUGGCCACACAAGGCCCGUGGGAACAGCGAUACGCCGUGCACGUUGAUGCGAACGGAAUACUGGUCUAUCUACUCAUCUCGUCAAUCUACACAACUCGUCUUCAUUCACCAUCCUCAUUCUUGCCUUCCACGCGCGUCCUCGAUCGAUCGUCUAUGAAUGCAUCCAUCGCGUCACAGCCCUGCUACAAAUAGUUUGGUCAUGAAACCAAAAAUGCAAUAUAUAUCAUGUUUUAUAUAAAUAUUCAC